CGCGAAUGCCGGCCACCCUUUGCCGGCAGCAGGCAGUGAUUCACGAGCGCUAAUGCUGUCAGGUGCCCCUGGCAGAGCAUUACAUCGUUUCUCGUUGCGUCCACACAGUCUUGCAGCAAGCUACAAGCAGGCUAACAUGGCACCUAACCGGAAAUCAUCCUCUGAAGCUCCUCCAGGCUAUUCCAUUGAUUCCUCAGUCGGCCCAAUGUACAGGUUUCAAAAGUCGCUGCCUCAACUGCCGGUGCCCAAUCUUAUAGAAACGGCUGGCAAAUAUUUGGACUCUGUCCGGCCACUGGUCUCUUCGGCAGAUCCCCGAACGCCAGAUGCGACGCACGGCGGACCCAACUCGGCUUAUGCCAAGACACAGCACAUCGUCGAGGAAUUCGUCUCGUCUCCGCUUGUCAAGGAGCUACAGAACCGUUUGCGUGCACGUGAACGGGAGAGUGAAAACUGGCUGUCGGAUUGGUGGAAUGAGGCAGCCUACAUGGGCUACCGGGAUCCAGUUGUGCCUUAUGUGAAUUACUUCUACAUGCACAAAGCCGACAAGAACCGCGCGACACCGGCUCUGCGGGCUGCAGGUCUAACACGAGCGCUGUUAUACUUUCGCAAGCUCGUCGAGACCGAGCAACUAGAGCCAGAGAUGGUUCGGCAAACGCCACUGUGUAUGAGCUCAUACAAGUACCUGUUCAAUGCGUGUCGAUAUCCCGUCAAGCCAGUCGAUACAGCUCGUAAAUUCGACGCCGAUUCACACAAUCACGUCAUUGUCAUCCGAAAGAAUAAGUUCUAUGAAGUACCGAUUGUUGACACAAAGGGCGAGUGGCUAAGUCAGGCCGACCUGGAGCAGCAAUACAAUCGAGUCAUCGAGCUAGCCGGCCAAGAAGCCGAUCAGCAUCCCCUGGGCGCUUUGACAACUCAGAAUCGCGACGAAUGGGCAGAUGCCAGGACUGCAAUCACAAAGGAUCCAUCGAACGCGAAAGCGCUGGAACGCAUCGAAUCGGCUAUCAUCGUCAUUGCGCUGGAUGACGCUAGUCCGGUCACUCGCGAGGAAGUCUCUUGGAAGCUAUGGGUCGGCGAUGGACAAAAUCGCUUCUUCGACAAGCACCAGCUCAUCGUCUUUGAAAAUGGCAAGUCGGGCUUCAACGGCGAACAUUCUUGCAUGGACGGCACGCCGACAAGUCGCUUGAAUGACUGGCUCUUGCGAUCUCUUGCAGCGGGCAAGAUCGAUCUGGGCGCCAGAACAGCGCAACACGAUCUGCCGGCACCGCAACAAGUCAAGAUCUCCCUGGACACGACUGCCAAAACCGCAAUCGCUAAAGCAAUCAAGGACCAUUCUGAGCUCAUGAGCAAGCAUCGCCUGACGGUGCUUCACUACGAAGGUUACGGCAAGAAUGCCAUUAAAAAAUUCAAAACGAGCCCAGACUCGUGGACCCAGCUUGUGAUGCAGCUCGCCUACUUCAAAAUGACGGGCUCCCUAGCGCCAACGUACGAGUCCGCCCAGACGCGCAAGUAUAAACUCGGACGGACAGAGGUCAUUCGAAGCGCAACCCCCGAAGCGCUUGCUUGGUGCAAAGCUAUGGAAGACCCGACCGUAUCCAAUCCGCGUAGACUAGAGCUGCUCCGACGUGCAGGUGCUGCUCAUGUCAAGUACGCAACUUGGGCCGCCGAUGGCCAAGGCGUCGAUCGACAUCUGUUUGGUCUGAAGAAGUGUCUCAAAGAAGGCGAAGAGCUGCCGGAGCUUUACAACGAUCCAUCGUACAGCUUAUCAGGCCACUGGAUCCUCUCGACGAGUCAGCUCUCGUCUGAGCUGUUCGAUUGCUGGGGCUACUCAGAGGUAGUCCCAGAUGGGUACGGCCUUGCGUACUCUGUCAACAACAAUACACUCCGGUUCUGCAUCACGAGCAUGACUGGAGAUGUCGAAAGGCUGCGCUACUUUAUCGCGGAAGCAGCGACAGAAGUCAUGGAGACGAUGCAAGAAGCGAUCGAGGAAGGCGAAGGAAGAGCAAAGCUGUAGAUCUGGCAGAGUUGUAAAGAUGCAUUGGGUCUGACUUCUAGAUGCUGCUGUUGCUGUCAUUGCUGUACAUACACUUGCGAGCGCCCAGGGAUGGGCUUGUCUAUCGCUACAUACUUGCUGUUCGUCACUCUGAGUCUAGCCGCUUCCACUUUCGCUUGACUUGCUCAUAAACGAGCAUCGAGAUGGUAUUGGAUGGUAUCGCGUAGGCUAUCCUCACUUUGAUGCCUCGUGUGAAUGCGCUGAGGCCGCCGUGAGUCCACAUGUAUUUGACGAUGUUCCGAACACCGCCGUAUCUCCCGCCUGA
Mixia osmundae IAM 14324 is the source of this 2315-nucleotide messenger RNA. RefSeq lists its product as uncharacterized. Gene Ontology annotation, cellular component: mitochondrion; peroxisome. Bases 137 to 2011 code for a protein of 624 amino acids. Gene Ontology annotation, molecular function: carnitine O-acetyltransferase activity. Gene Ontology annotation, biological process: carnitine metabolic process. Lineage: Eukaryota; Fungi; Basidiomycota; Mixiomycetes; Mixiales; Mixiaceae. The record is from RefSeq and is a predicted model, not a curated record. The transcript has 7 exons.